UUUGAAAGAAUAUGCAUACCCUGCGGUGCAAUAGGUGUGGCAUGUGUGAGCAGUUUAAAGGUAACAAUAACCUAUAAUGGUGGCAUUUUUUUUAUCCAUUCCACACCGAGGCUGUCCCGCGGUAGAAUGGAACUGUGAAUGUUUGAGUAGAGAGGGCUUCAACGAGGCACUUUUCGCCGAAAAUUAGUUCGAUACAGAUUACUCAGGUGCGGAUUUAGCAGAGACCGAAAUAGCACAGUUCACCGCUGACUCUGCUGUAGAUCUAGUGUUUCUCAGAACAAAUUCAACGAAAAGCUCAGAAUGGCAUUUAAAUUUGUUGCUCUGUGUGCCCUGCUGGCUGUCGCCGCCGCUCAACAAUACGACCAACACUACUAUCAGCAGCCACAAUACCACGCCCAGCCCGCUUUGCUGAAGAGCCUCCAGCCGGCCUUGGUCAAAACAGUUCAGCCAGCGUUGGUCAAAAGCUACCAACCAGCCUUGGUGAAAACCGUGAAACACGUUGAAUAUCCGGAUGCACCAGCCGAGUACCAGUUCGCCUAUGAUGUUCAUGAUGACCAGACCGGAGAUGUUAAGAGCCAGCAGGAGGAACGUCAUGGUGACAAUGUCAAGGGAGUCUACACCCUGAUUGAUGCUGACGGUUUCCGUCGCAUCGUAGAAUACACUGCCGAUGAACAAAACGGAUUCAACGCUGUUGUUCGUCGGGAACCUCUAGAGGGCCACAAAGUGAUUAAAGCCGUAGCUCCAGUUGCCAAGCUUGCCUAUGCUCCAGCUCCGGUCCAACAUUACCAGCCUGCCCCAGUUCACCACUAUCAACCAGCUCCCGUACAGCACUACCAGCCAGCCUUAGUGAAGGCUUACACUGCUCCAGUUGCCAAAGUAGCUGUUCCGGUUGCCAAGGUAGCUUAUGCACCACACCCGGACACUGUGAACCACGUUCAGUUCAGCGGCCACUCCACCAACUACAAUUACUAAAAAAUAUCCUAUUGUCUGAGAAGACUACGCCUACGGAACGAUGAUGAACUUUUGACAUUUUGCCUCCAUCUGUAUGGAGACUUGAUCGUUAUCUAGUUGUAAAUAUGUGUAAAUAAUGGUGAUACUAAAGAUCGAUUAAAGCGAAUAGAUUGCAAAACAAA
Molecule: messenger RNA, 1133 nt
Organism: Wyeomyia smithii (pitcher-plant mosquito)
Lineage: Eukaryota; Metazoa; Arthropoda; Insecta; Diptera; Culicidae
Product: cuticle protein 8-like
Exons: 3
Coding region: 301-972 (223 amino acids)
Cellular component (GO): extracellular matrix
Source: RefSeq, a predicted model, not a curated record